AUGGUAGUCUUCGGUGGCGUCGUCAACGGGGAGCGAGUUAAUGAGCUAGCAAGCUUCGACGUUCGCACACGAGGUUGGCGCCGCCUAGACUCAAGAGAGUCGCCAGGGAACGCACAAGGGAGAACUCCACCUCCUAUCGCGAUGGCCACCGUCCCAGCCCCCCGAGCUUAUCACGUCGCCUGGGCAUUCGGCAACGAUGUCUACGUUCACGGGGGCGAAGGACCCACAGGAGUGAGAACGGACACCGACGACCCUGACCUGGACGGUGUUUUUGGGAGUGUCGGGCGUGAUCUCUUUGCCGAGGAGGAUGGUGGGGCACCCCUGGAUCCCGUCAGGGUCGUGAGGGGGGCCGGCGCAGGGAAGGGUGCAGCUGCGUCUGGUCACAGAGUUCGCAGGACGGGUCCUUCUUGUGGUGUGGAGAGACGGCCUUCUGUGUCGGUGCUAGAGGACCUUUGGAAGCUAGACUUCCGCACGCUACGGUGGGAAAGGUUAUCAUCGCGACUCGCACCACUGGGGCGAAAGGGCCACACCGCUUCGGUCGUACCUCUCCGAGAUCGGCCGUGCGUCCUGAUCUUCGGGGGAGCUCCCGCCGGGCGACGGGGCCUCAGCAACGCCCUCUACUCCGUAGAUCUUGCCAUGCUUUCAGCCGGUGAGGGAACCUGGGAGCGCCACAAACCGUCCGGGACGGCGCCCGCUCCGCGACACGGGCACAGCUUGACAGCUGUGGCUGGGGGUAAACGACUGGUGCUUUUUGGAGGCAAGGCGGAGAACGGGGAUCGCCUUGGCGACAUACAGAUCCUAGAAGUAGGCGGCGGCGGCAGCCUCUCGUGGGCAGUCGUACAACGUCCCGUUGGAGACCUUCCGCCCGCUCGUCACGGGCACUCGGCGUGCGAGGUUCCCACCUCAGCGGGGGUCGGGGCAAGGAUCUCUCGGGGUGCGGGCGUUCUCGUCUUCGGCGGGGAGGAGACGGCAAACGAAGGGCCGGAAAUCCGGUCUACCGAUUCCCACAAGAUGUUCCUGUACGAUCCGAAGGAGUCCCGAUGGCAGGCCGUCGAAACGGGCCACGCCUUCCCUAUCGGUCGGCACGGCCACUCGAUGUCAUCGAUCGCGGGGUGGACACCACCGUCUUUCCACCCGGACGGCACGCUCACAGCGUCCGAGCUAGCACCGCCAUCAACAGCAACGGCAGGUUGCGAAAGAAACGCCACCGGUGUCACCUGGGCAGCAGCGGAGAAGGACCGGCGGGUCGGUGGCAGUAGCGGGACCUCCGCAGGCGGGCGGGAGCCAGCUACGAGGUCGACAGUGGCACCACCGGCCAGCAGCCUCCCGUCAGAGGCGGGCGUUCUCCAGUGGGGAGAGAAGGCACCCACCUGCGCCGUCAUUUUCGGCGGGCUCAACUCCAUGUACGUGAGCCCGGAAGUGUGGAUGCUGCCGUUGAGAUGGGGCGAGAGAACAGUCCCGUUCUUCUCCCCAAAAUCGGAGCCGGAACCGAACCUCCAACGGGGGGAUGGAGGUGCCAUUGGGUCGGGUGGUGACGCCGACCGCGGGAAAAGGGAACUCGGGAUGUCGACAUCCGGCAGGUUAAAGGGCGGAGUGGCAACGGCGGCUGCGACGGCGCAGGGUAGGACUGCUGCUUCCGCGGACGGCGGACGCAGGGUACAGGGAGUAGGAGGAGCCACUGUGAACAAGAUUGGAACCGGAGAUGGCGCAUGGCGCUUGUUUCAGGCCGGUAGCACUGGUGUUGAGAACGCGAGAGUGAAGCAUCGUAGGGCUAGCCUGCCAGGCGGCUUCGCUGGCUUUGCGUUCGACGCUAACCGUUCCAACGGGGAGCAGCCGAUUCACGAAAUAGGGGUCGCUGAGCUUGCAGGGGUGGUGACGGCCGGACCGGGAAGCGACAACAACGACCACAACGGGAUGGCGGAAGCAACGGCGGAGAUCGAAGCCGAGUUGCACCGUCUCAGGAAAAUCGCCUACGUUUCGGAGAAGAAGCUGUCGGCGGAGGUGGCCACCAGGAUGCACCUUGAAGAGACGAUCAAGGAGAUGCGGGAAGAGACGAACAAGCUCCGCUUUUCCAAGGAAUCGUCGGAGAUUCAGCUGCGAGAGGAGUCAAGACGUCAUUGGCAUGAGGGCCAGAAGGCGAAGGUGCAAUGCGCCAGCUUAGAACGGCUUUUGGCGGAGGCCUACGAGCUGCUCAACAUGGUCGAGCUGCAACACCACCUUCAGGUGAAGUCUUUGAUGCCCGCGCUCUACGGGGACCCGCGGCUGAACCGAGAGAUCCAAGACCCGGGCGAGCAACGGGGGAUCGACAAAAACUCCCUUCACGGACCGGGGCAAUGGCCGCCGCAGCACCACCAACAGCCGCAGCACCCUCUCGAGAAUGGUGACGGGAACCACCCAGGAAGGGCCGCUGAAGGCAGACGCAGCAGCGCGGCGACCGCGGGGAAUGAGGCGACAGAGGACGCGGCAGCUAGACAGUUUGGGGAAGUCUCGGGCCGCGGUGGAGUGGAGGCUACUGUAGCUGUCAGAAUAGCGGGGGUCUUGGGUGCAGGGGGGCCCCUCGUGGCUGUCUAG
This is a messenger RNA of Ectocarpus siliculosus, 2571 nucleotides long. The record is from the annotation of a GenBank genome assembly. Lineage: Eukaryota; Phaeophyceae; Ectocarpales; Ectocarpaceae.